Messenger RNA from Pan troglodytes (chimpanzee), 2396 nucleotides. It is a transcript of the gene KCNJ8, whose product is annotated as potassium inwardly rectifying channel subfamily J member 8. Lineage: Eukaryota; Metazoa; Chordata; Mammalia; Primates; Hominidae. The record is from RefSeq and is a predicted model, not a curated record. Gene Ontology annotation, molecular function: ATP-activated inward rectifier potassium channel activity. Gene Ontology annotation, biological process: potassium ion import across plasma membrane; regulation of monoatomic ion transmembrane transport. Gene Ontology annotation, cellular component: plasma membrane. The coding region runs from base 352 to 1626 and encodes 424 amino acids. The transcript is spliced from 3 exons.
CAGUUCCUCCUCCUUCCACUGAAGUGGCCAAGGGAGUUGAGCUGAGCAGGGGGAGGGGAAGAUCUACACCCAUCCCCCUUCCUCUAGCCCUCCCUGCGUUUAGAUUCAGUUGCACCUUUUAUUAUUUUAACUCUUCUCCUUAGGACACGCAGCCCCCAAUUUGUCCCUCCGGCCUGGGCGGCCCCUGGUCCCGCGCGCCAGCAUGGGAGAGCGAGGGACCUGCCCGCGGCCCGCCGGCGUGUGCAAGGAGGUCCAGCCGCCGCGCCCGCUACCCGGAGUCUGAGGACGGGUGUCCAGGGACGGAGAGGCAGGUGAGAGGGAGGUGGCUAAGCUGGCUAUGGUGACAGGACGAUGUUGGCCAGAAAGAGUAUCAUCCCGGAGGAGUAUGUGCUGGCGCGCAUCGCCGCAGAGAACCUGCGCAAGCCGCGCAUCCGAGACCGCCUCCCCAAAGCCCGCUUCAUCGCCAAGAGCGGGGCCUGCAACCUGGCGCAUAAGAACAUCCGUGAGCAAGGACGCUUUCUACAGGACAUCUUCACCACCUUGGUGGACCUGAAAUGGCGCCACACGCUGGUCAUCUUUACCAUGUCCUUCCUCUGCAGCUGGCUGCUCUUCGCUAUCAUGUGGUGGCUGGUGGCCUUUGCCCACGGGGACAUCUAUGCUUACAUGGAGAAAAGUGGAAUGGAGAAAAGUGGUUUGGAGUCCACUGUGUGUGUGACUAAUGUCAGGUCUUUCACUUCUGCUUUUCUCUUCUCCAUUGAAGUUCAAGUUACCAUUGGGUUUGGAGGGAGGAUGAUGACAGAGGAAUGCCCUUUGGCCAUCACGGUUUUGAUUCUCCAGAAUAUUGUGGGUUUGAUCAUCAAUGCAGUCAUGUUAGGCUGCAUUUUCAUGAAAACAGCUCAGGCUCACAGAAGGGCAGAAACUUUGAUUUUCAGCCGCCAUGCUGUGAUUGCCGUCCGAAAUGGCAAGCUGUGCUUCAUGUUCCGAGUGGGUGACCUGAGGAAAAGCAUGAUCAUUAGUGCCUCUGUGCGCAUCCAGGUGGUCAAGAAAACAACUACACCUGAAGGGGAGGUGGUUCCUAUUCACCAACUGGACAUUCCUGUUGAUAACCCAAUCGAGAGCAAUAACAUUUUUCUGGUGGCCCCUUUGAUCAUCUGCCAUGUGAUUGACAAGCGCAGUCCCCUGUAUGACAUCUCAGCAACUGACCUGGCCAACCAAGACUUGGAGGUCAUAGUUAUUCUGGAAGGAGUGGUUGAAACUACUGGCAUCACCACACAAGCACGAACCUCCUACAUUGCUGAGGAGAUCCAAUGGGGCCACCGCUUUGUGUCCAUUGUGACUGAGGAAGAAGGAGUGUAUUCUGUGGAUUACUCCAAAUUUGGCAACACUGUUAAAGUAGCUGCUCCACGGUGCAGUGCCCGAGAGCUGGAUGAGAAACCUUCCAUCCUUAUUCAGACCCUCCAAAAGAGUGAACUGUCUCAUCAAAAUUCUCUGAGGAAGCGCAACUCCAUGAGAAGAAACAAUUCCAUGAGGAGGAACAAUUCUAUCCGAAGGAACAAUUCUUCCCUCAUGGUACCAAAGGUGCAAUUUAUGACUCCAGAAGGAAAUCAAAACACAUCGGAAUCAUGACAACAAGAUAACCCCAAGACAGUCUUUUAUCAAGUUUUGAUGGUUUAUGCCAGGCACUGCCAGACUGAACCAGAGCUGGAACACAAUAAUGUGUCCUUCUACAUUUUAUUACACUAAAUGAUAUUCAUAUUCAAGCAACAGCACUUUCUGUAGUAAUAAAAAGUAACACACCAAGUGGAGGAUUCAUGGCUUACGCUUGUUUCAUACAUGUAGAAUUCGCAGUGACAUACUUAAGUUAUGUGCAGGGGUGGGUAUGCUCUUGUUUCUCUCAAUUUGAAACACAAGAAUUACACUAAUAGUAACAGGCCUUGAGCACAAAAUUUGGUCAAGAAAUGAGUCUGUUUGAAAUGCUUAGUUGGUGAAACCCAGAUCGCUGUGUUACUAAUGAUCACUCUGGAAAUGCAAAUAGAAUAGGAGGGGAAAAAACAAAAUCAUGUUAAUGCGUUUUGUACAUCAGCCUUCUCCUCUCUCCAUGAUAACUGCAUUUGGUAGGAAGCCUGAGGCAAAAACUGCUUAAGUGGAUCUGUUUGUAAAUGGAUUCAGUUCAUUCGUUUUGUCUGUCGGUGACUCCUGAAGGUUUCCUGGUCCAUCUCAUUGCAGCCUGUUGGGCAGAGCUGGACAAGGUGUCUUUGGAGGAAAGCUAAGUCUUGUCUCAUUUAGGACUGGGUUCCCCACAGUGACAGUCACUUCCGUCAGCAUCUCACUUCUUCUUUUAGAAUCCCCACAGGGAAAUACUGUAUUGAAUAUUUUAUUAAAACAUUUUCUUUGUA